Entamoeba histolytica HM-1:IMSS is the source of this 930-nucleotide messenger RNA. Its product is annotated as serine/threonine-protein phosphatase 2A catalytic subunit alpha isoform, putative. The record is from RefSeq and is a predicted model, not a curated record. Bases 1 to 930 code for a protein of 309 amino acids. The transcript has a single exon. NCBI's taxonomy places the organism in Eukaryota, Evosea, Mastigamoebida, Endamoebidae. Gene Ontology annotation, biological process: peptidyl-serine dephosphorylation; mitotic cell cycle. Gene Ontology annotation, molecular function: protein serine/threonine phosphatase activity. Gene Ontology annotation, cellular component: cytosol.
AUGUCAUUUUUUAGUGAAUCCAAUCUUGAUCGUAUGAUCGAGAAUCUCCUUAAUAUGAAUCUUAUUCCUGAAGACGCUUUACGUGCAUUGUGUGAUAAAGCUAAAGAAAUAUUAUUAAAUGAACCAAACGUUAUUAAAAUUGAUUAUCCAGUUACAGUUUGUGGAGAUCUUCAUGGACAAUUUCCAGAUGUAAAAGAAGUAUUUAACAUUGGAGGAAAAUUACCAGAUACAAAUUAUUUGUUUUUAGGAGAUUUUGUUGAUCGAGGGUUUCAUUCAAUUGAAACUGCAUCAUUAAUGGUUGCACUUAAAGUUAGAUAUCCUAACCGAGUUCAUUUAUUACGAGGAAAUCAUGAAAGUAGACAAAUUACUCAAAUAUAUGGAUUUUAUGAUGAAUGUAUGAAGAAAUAUGGAAGUAGUGAUGCAUGGCAAAUAUUAACUAACUUAUUUGAUUGUCUUCCAUUAUCUGCACUUAUUGACCAAAGAUAUUUUUGUGUUCAUGGAGGUCUUUCUCCUUCAUUAAAAAAAGUUGAUCAAAUUUCUAUGUUAAAUAGAGUUCGUGAAGUCCCACAUGAAGGACCAAUGUGUGAUUUGUUAUGGUCUGAUCCUGAAGAAAAAGCAGGAUGGGAACAAAGUCCCCGUGGGGCUGGAUUUAUUUUUGGUAAAGAUGCAUCUGAUCAAUUCAACCAAAUUAAUGGCACUGAAAUUAUUGUUCGAGCACAUCAAAUGGUUAUGGAAGGAUAUCAAUGGAAUCAUAAUAAAACUGUUGUUACAAUCUUUUCUGCUCCAAAUUAUUGUUAUAAAUGUAAUAAUCUAGCUGCAAUUAUGGAACUAUCAGACACUGGAGAAUAUUCAUUCUCUCAAUUUUCUCCUGCACCUUCUCAAGAUGAGUUUCCAAAUACUAAACAUGUUCCUUCUUUCUUAUUUGAAUAA